Messenger RNA from Saccoglossus kowalevskii, 2341 nucleotides. Its product is annotated as tyrosine aminotransferase-like. Gene Ontology annotation, biological process: L-phenylalanine catabolic process; L-tyrosine catabolic process; biosynthetic process. Gene Ontology annotation, molecular function: pyridoxal phosphate binding; L-tyrosine:2-oxoglutarate transaminase activity. The record is from RefSeq and is a predicted model, not a curated record. NCBI's taxonomy places the organism in Eukaryota, Metazoa, Hemichordata, Enteropneusta, Harrimaniidae.
CGGAGUUAUCCGGCUUGCACGUACACAGCUAGACCCCGAACUAGACCAAGCGUAUCAACAGAACUAACAUAGGCAUGUCCGAUUCCAAGAGAAUGAAAUGGGAAGUUCCUGCUUCAACCAUGGCAAGGAAUACCUUCAAUCCCAUUCGUGAUAUUGUAGAUGGGAUGAAGAUUAACCCACACCCAGAUAAGGAGAUGAUUGCACUUUCCAUUGGAGAUCCAACUGUUUUUGGUAACUUAAAACCGUCUGAGAAUAUUGUAGAUGCAGUAGUGAAGUCUGUAAAAGAUGGAAAAUCCAACGGUUAUGGACCAUCAGUUGGUUACCUUGAAUCUAGGGAGUCCAUUGCUAAAGCAUUCAGUGAACCAACAGCACCAGUGGAUGCGAAGGAUGUGAUUUUGACUAGUGGUUGUUCGGGUGCCUUAGAGCUUGUUAUAGCUGCACUAGCCAACCCUGGACAGAACUGUCUCAUACCAAGGCCUGGAUUCUCUAUUUACGAAACCUUGGCUCUGUCACUCAGCAUUGAUGUCAAGCGGUAUGAACUAUUGCCAGAUAAAGACUGGGAAGCAGACAUCGAACAUAUGGAGUCGCAGAUUGAUGAUAACACAGCGUUCAUUAUCGUCAAUGACCCGUCAAAUCCAUGUGGUUCCGUUUAUUCCAAAGAACACCUCUUACAAAUACUAGCAGUUGCUGAGAAACACAAGCUUCCGAUAGUUUCAGAUGAAAUAUAUGCAGACUUUGUGUUCCCCGGUGAAAAGUACUACAACUUAGCGGGACUCACAUCAGAAGUACCAAUCCUUUCAUGCGGUGGUCUUACUAAGAGGUAUCUGUGUCCUGGAUGGCGUGUUGGCUGGAUCAUUAUACAUGACCGAAAUAAUGUUUUUGAGAAAGAGGUUCGGAGUGGUUUGCUGAGAUUAUCACAGCGUAUUCUUGGGCCGAACACGUUAGUCCAAUCAGCAGUAAAAAGUAUUAUUGAAGAUACACCACAGAAGUUCUUUGACUCAACUAUAGAAGUGGUGAAGAAUAACGCACAUGUCGGUGUUGAAAUGGACAAGUUUCCAGAUUUCAAAAAUGAUCUAGAGUUUACUCAAAAGAUGAUAAGUGAUCAGUCUGUGAUGUGUCUUCCCGGUCAGUGUUUCAAGUAUCCAAACUUUUUUCGAGUGGUGUUGACACUUCCACUGCCAAAGAUUGAAGAAGCCUGUAGCCGAAUUACCGAAUUCUGUAAAAAGUAUUAUGUUGUUAAUAACGGCAAACCUUAAAACUACGAGUUCAGAAAACAUGCAGAGUAAUGAAGAAAUAGAAUCUUUUUCAUAUGCAAAUUUCUGUGUUUUAACAAUCAUUAUGAUCUAUAAAAUGAAUAUGGCUAUAAUUAAAGAACGGUGGACGUCCAGGCGCAUUGUGCGUGAUAUAGAUCACAUACCAUUGUUUACAGGACCACCAAGACUGUCGACAGUCGGUCGUACCUAAUAUUAAUCUGUUAUUAAUAAUAAAUAUUGUGUAUAAAUGUGUAGACAUGAAUAAAUUUUGAACGCAGGGACAGGAAGUAAUUCCCAUCGCAUUUCCCAUCAAACUUAUUCUGUGUUUGAAUGUCGAGGAUACACAAUUACAUUAGGCCCGAGGACUGUCGACAGUCUAAGGACCAUCGUCCUUCAAUACCCAUAAUUCAGUGUGGCUAUAACUGUUUGCAUUCCAUGAGUCAAUAUUUACCCACAAUGUGGGAUCAACCAUUUGAAAUCGGGGGGGGGGGGGUGGCUGGAAGAGUGUGGUCACUGCAAUUGUUUUUUUUUCAUGGUGUGACUUAUCUGUAUAUUUUUAUUACACCAACAUUUUGCAUGCUAAUUUUUCCUUUCGUGUCCUGCUUUCAGUUUUUCAACAAAUCUUCUAUUUACCAUGGCAAUGAUUACCCAUAAUUCAUCACUCAGUCUGGCUAUGUUUACCCCACAAUUUUAUUUGAUUACAAUUACCCAUCAUUCAAUAUGGCUACAUUUACCCAUAAUUCAUCAUUCAAUAUGGCUAUAUUUACUCAUAAUUCAGCAUUCAAUAUGGCUACAUUUACCCAUGAUUCAUCAUUCAAUAUGGCUACAUUUACCCAUGAUUGAUCAUUCAACCUGACUACAUUUACCUGCUCAUUUAUUCAAUUAAUAUAGUCACCUUGAUCUCAUCAUUUGUUUUGUGCUGUAUUAUCUGAGAAUUCUUAUCAACAUAUAUAUGCAAAUAAUAUGCAAAUAACAGUCAUUGUGUGAUAUUUGAUGUAGUAUACAUUUUCUGUCCUACAUGAUAUGAAACUUUAACUAAAACUCUCUACUUAGUAUUAAAGCUAUGCACUUCAGUUAUGAACUUCACA